Molecule: messenger RNA, 927 nt
Organism: Saimiri boliviensis boliviensis (Bolivian squirrel monkey)
Lineage: Eukaryota; Metazoa; Chordata; Mammalia; Primates; Cebidae
Product: olfactory receptor 6B9
Biological process (GO): G protein-coupled receptor signaling pathway
Cellular component (GO): membrane
Molecular function (GO): G protein-coupled receptor activity; olfactory receptor activity
Source: RefSeq, a predicted model, not a curated record
AUGCUGCAGCUAAACAUUACUGUGGUCAGUGAGUUCAUCCUGGUGGGCUUUCCCACUGCCCCAUGGCUUCAGGUUCUGCUCUUCUUUCUCUUCCUUGUGGUCUACCUGUUAGUGGUAGUGGAGAAUCUUGUCAUCAUGCUCACUAUUUGGGUCACUAGCUCCCUCCAUAAGCCAAUGUACUAUUUCCUGAGUAGCAUGUCCUUUCUGGAGGUCUGGUAUGUCUCUGUCACAGUCCCCAAGAUGCUGGACGGAUUCCUCCUGCAGAGACAGCGCAUCUCCUUCACAGGUUGCAUGACCCAGCUCUACUUCUUUAUCUCCCUUGCCUGCACAGAGUGUGUGCUCCUGGCAGCCAUGGCUUAUGACCGCUAUGUGGCCAUUUGCCACCCUCUUCAAUACUCAGUCAUCAUGACCACAGGUUACUGUGGACAGCUGGUGGCUUUCUCUUACAUGAGUGGUUUCAUGAUCUCUGUCAUCAAGGUCUAUUUCAUUUCACAUGUUGCUUUCUGUGGCUCCAAUGUUAUGAACCACUUUUUCUGUGAUAUCUCACCAGUCCUAAAACUGGCAUGCAAAGACAUGUCCACAGCUGAGCUAGUGGACUUUGCUUUAGCUAUCGUCAUUCUUGUGAUCCCUCUCAUUACCACUAUCCUCUCCUAUAUCUACAUUGUCUCCGCCAUUCUGCAUAUACCCUCCACCCAGGGAAGGAAGAAGGCCUUCUCCACCUGUGCAUCUCACCUCACUGUAGUCAUAAUUUUUUACACAGCCAUGAUUUUUACAUAUGUUCGGCCCAGAGCUAUUGCAUCAUUUAAUUCCAACAAACUAAUCUCAGCUGUCUAUGCAGUCCUCACACCCAUGCUAAAUCCAUUCAUCUACUGCCUAAGGAACCAGGAAGUCAAGAAUGCUAUCAAAAAGACCUUGAGGGGUGGCUAA